AUGGUGGCGGCGGCCCUGAGAACAGAAGACAGGCGCGUGGCUCGGUCUCGCAAGAAAAAACUCCCACGGCCUCCCAGCGACCCUCUGUACCCGGUCACCUCUACCUCCACAGCGCUCAGCCGGCUUUCGACGUCACUUCCGGGAGGAGCGGAAGCCGUGCCUGGAGAUCGUGAGGUCAUUUCCGGGAACUACCAUUUUCCUUCCAUCUCGAGGGGAGACGCAAAGAGAAAUGGCAGUUGCCGUGGGUGGGCGUGGCCUGGACUUCCGGUCUACAAUACUGUCCGGCUCUUCAGCCCCUGUGCCCAACAGGAACAGGCACCAAGCAACCCCAUGACAGAACCCCUGCCUAUGGUGGACCUGUUGUUUAACCUGGAUGUGGUGAGCAUGGAACACUUACUCAAGUCAGUCUUGUUAUACACUUUGAAUAACCCAGCAGCUUCCUCCUCCACUGUGACCUGUGUGUGUGACCUUGUGGUAAAAGAACCCAUGUUUUCUGGCAGGGCACCCCCAAGAGCGCCCUACUCAUUUACCCUGAAGAAACACAGAUGGAUUGAGAUUGAUGUGACCUCCCUCCUUCAGCCCCUGGUGGCCUCAAGUGAGAUGAGCAUUCACAUGGCUGUCAGUUUUACAUGCACAAAAGACCAGGCCCCAGAGGAUGGAGUGUUUAACAUGCCUUUCUCAGUGCCUCCCUCACUCAUCUUGUAUCUCAACAACACUAGCACCCAAGCCUACCACCCAUAGCAGUCCCUUCAGUCCACAUGGAGGCCUUCACAGUAUCCUGGUCAGGCCAGUGUGACUGCCCGUCCUGUGAAAGAGGAGGCUGCUGAGGUGGAAAGAUCUCCCUAGCUCCCUCGAGGGCAGAAAGCCUUUCCCUCCGAAGCAAAGGGUCCACAACUUACAGCAUCCUUCAAUUUCUCCAAGUACUUCAGACAGUUUCUUUUCCCACAAAACGAGUAUGAACUCCAUGACUUCAGACUGAGCUUUAGUCAGCUCAAAUGGGACAACUGGAUUGUGGCUCCGAACAGAUACAACCCUAGGUACUGUAAGAGGGACUGUCCCAGGGCGGUCAGGCAUCGGUACGGCUCUCCUGUGCACACCAUGUUUCAGAAUAUCAUCUAUAAGAAGCUGGACCAAUCAAUGCCAAGGCCUUCAUGUGUGCCCAGCAAAUACAGCCCCUUGAGUGUGUUGACCAUUGAACCCAUCAGCUCCAUUACUUACAAAGAGUAUGAAGAUAUGACAGCUACGAGGUGCACCUGGCGUUAG
Mastomys coucha (southern multimammate mouse) is the source of this 1263-nucleotide messenger RNA. RefSeq names its product growth differentiation factor 9 (gene Gdf9). NCBI's taxonomy places the organism in Eukaryota, Metazoa, Chordata, Mammalia, Rodentia, Muridae. The record is from RefSeq and is a predicted model, not a curated record. Gene Ontology annotation, molecular function: growth factor activity; cytokine activity. Gene Ontology annotation, cellular component: extracellular region. Gene Ontology annotation, biological process: SMAD protein signal transduction; BMP signaling pathway.